Messenger RNA from Cuscuta campestris, 1562 nucleotides. NCBI's taxonomy places the organism in Eukaryota, Viridiplantae, Streptophyta, Magnoliopsida, Solanales, Convolvulaceae. The record is from the annotation of a GenBank genome assembly.
CUCCCAAUAAUACCCUCGCGAUCCAACCGCCGACAAACGCCGAGGCCCCGUUCUUGUUGUCACUCGCCGUGUCAUCCGCCGACUCAUUGUCGUCCGAGCUCGGCCCCGGCGAUUCUGCCGCCGGCUUUUUUCGCUCUGUCGGCGCUCUUCUUCUUCUUUCCCUUUGACCCUUUGGGCGCUGGAGCUUCCUCCGCCACCGCCUUGAAAAGCUUUCUCGGCUGCAAAGCUAUGUCCGUGAUCCGUCUCUCGUUGACCAAGAAUGUUGCGUUCAACAUUCUGAAGGAGAAGACAGCGAAGGAAAUUAUGGAUGCACUGUCUAACAUGUAUGAGAAGCCAUCUGCAGCGAACAAAGUUUUUCUGAUAAGAGAGCUGGUGAACACAAGGAUGAAAAAAGGCACUUCUGUUACCGAGCAUAUGAAUAAGCUGAAUUCGAUCUUAGCCAGACUAUUAUUGUCAGUGGGCAUUAAGUUCGAUGAUGAAGUUCAAGCUUUGCUACUGCUAUCGUCUUUGCCUGAUAGUUGGUCCGGAAAGGUUACAACGGUUACCGGUUCAGUGGGACCUGAUGGAUUCACCUUUGAUCAGAUUCGAGAUCUUGCUCUUGGCGAGGAUGUCAGAAGAAAGAGUUCAGGUGAGUCAUCUGGUGAAUUGCUUCAUGUUGGUAGAGGCAGAAGGAAUAGCAGAGGUAGUGGGAGCAGGAACAGACAAAGGAGUCAGUCGAAGACUCGGGAUAACUCAGGUGUAACGUGCUUGAAGUGCAAGGAGGUCAUGGAUUCUGGUGCUUCAUUUCAUGCUACCCACAGCGGUGAAGCAUGGCAGAAUCUGGUUAUUGGAGACUUUGGAAAGGAUGUCAGAGUGGUUCCAGGUUUGAAGAAAAAGUUUGAUUUCUGUCAGGCAAUUGGACGAACAAGGACACGAGGUGAAGUUCAGAGACAGGCAGUGGAAGGUCGUGAAGAGAAAGGAAAGAAGAGUGGGUCGCUGUACAUGGUCGGGUUACCGUCUGAGGGACUGACUGUCCCAGUUCAGAAGAAAAACAAAGUCCGGUUCACAGAGUCUCGUGGGCAUAAGAAGGGCGUUACAGGGCCAGUGAGAGGUAUUUGUGGCAGUGGGAGCUCAAGAGGCGCUUCAGCCAAGUUGCCUAGAAGACAGUGGGUCAGGAGAACUAGCAUUCCAGCUGUUGGAACAUCUCCAGAAAAUUUCUUGCUGAGUACGGAGAGUGUUUGUUCUCAGCAUGUUUCAGGAUCCGGUAGUGUGCAUCAGCAGUGGGAGUCGGUAGGGACCGGAGACAAGUCAAUGGCAGAUUUAGUCGUGACUGAUAGGUUGGAGCUUAAGAGAGCUUCAACGGGCCUUUCAGUUGUCUGAUGAUAGGGUCGCUGCAACAGGAGAGCUGAAGAAGAUUACUCGAUAUACAAGGAAUCGUGGUGGAUGGCAGUUGAUGACUAUCAAGCCUCCAAGUGGGAGAAUGUUGGGUUUGUAGAGGCUUGGGCUUGACUUUUGGCCCGGCCCAUGUUACGAAACCCUAGAUGCACUCUUCCUAUAUAUAUUGCAUACUUGUACUUGUAAUC